Dendronephthya gigantea is the source of this 2025-nucleotide messenger RNA. Its product is annotated as cleft lip and palate transmembrane protein 1-like protein. NCBI's taxonomy places the organism in Eukaryota, Metazoa, Cnidaria, Anthozoa, Malacalcyonacea, Nephtheidae. Gene Ontology annotation, cellular component: endomembrane system; membrane. The transcript is spliced from 17 exons. The coding region runs from base 81 to 1688 and encodes 535 amino acids. The record is from RefSeq and is a predicted model, not a curated record.
GGAACAAAGAAAAAAUAUUCUAAUGAAUUCUAAUGGUUAAUAGAAUGUAAAAGGAAAGUAGAAAAGAAAGGAAUUUUAGGAUGAAAUACAUUAAUUUUACGACGAUCGUAUUGGUGGUAUUUGGGGCUUACGUUCUUCAUUCUGUUUAUAUAAUUUAUAUGAUUUUCAAGCCUCCUAAAUGCAAAGGAGGAUUAAAUAAGUGCAUAACUCCAUACUACAACAACAUAGUGAAAGAGAAGUUCUCGAUUUCAAUAUUUACUUCAACAAAAGAGGAACCAUCAAUGUCCAGUUUGACGAUGUUGUGGUCAAAGACGAACUUCAAUUUUGAAGAAUAUUUGUCAAUGGUAGUCAACGCUAGCAUUCCAAGGAAAACAAGAAACAAUGGCACAAUGUUUGUCCACAUAUUUCUCCAUCCUCUUGGUUCAGAGCCAGAUAAACAUAAUGAGCUGGUUUCUCAUUCUGUUGCACCUCUGACCAAGUUUAUGGUAGAGAAAAGCAAAGCUUUUAACUUGAUGUCAGAAGAUGGAGAUAAUGCAACCAAGAGUAGCGCUAAAGUAGCAACAUCUGGCAUACCUGUUACGCAUUGGAGACCUCGAUUAACAUAUUAUAUUCUGACUGAUUCUGUAUCAUUUAAACGUCAUGCAAUUCCGGGGGAAAUUUUUUCAAUAAUGAGGAUAUCUCGUAAUGGGAAAUACAUGCCAUUUUUGUACAUUGAUGAACUUGAAAUGUUAGAAAGAAAUCUGAAGCCUGUGAACACCAACACCAAGGAAAUGGAACUCAAAAUUGAAUAUGCACCAAUUGGAAUCGGCAAGUUACGAUGUUGGAGAGUGGUAAGACAGUCUAUGGAUACCAUGAAGAGUUUAGGAUUCUCUGACAAGGAUCUUGAUGAAGUUAAGGGAAUAUUCACAGACACUAAUCUCUACCUGCUAGCUUUGACUUUUGCAAUUUCCGUAUUUCAUUUGCUUUUUGACUUUCUUGCGUUUAAAAACGAUAUUAUCUACUGGCGAAAAAGAUCAACGAUGGUCGGACUAUCCACAAGGGCUGUGCUGUGGAGAUGUUUAAGUACUGCGAUCAUAUUUCUGUAUCUAUUGGAUGAAAAGACGAGUUUGCUGGUUUUAAUUCCGACAGGCAUUGGGUUUCUUAUCGAGGUUUGGAAAGUCACAAAAGCUUUGAAGAUUACUGUAUUGUGGAAUGAGAGAGGGCUUCCCUCGUUUCAGUUUGGAGAGAAAAGCUCUGAAGAAAAAGAAACGGAAGAAUUUGACUCCCAGGCUAUGAAAUAUCUAUCGUAUGGUUUGUACCCGCUGGUUGUGAUUGGCGCUGUAUAUUCGCUGCUCUAUCAGCCUCAUAGGAGCUGGUACUCAUGGAUCAUCAGGUCAUUAGUCAACGGUGUUUAUGUUUUUGGUUUCAUAUUUAUGCUCCCUCAAUUGUUUGUCAAUUACAAGUUGAAAUCAGUGGCACAUUUACCAUGGCGAGCGCUGAUGUACAAAGCAUUCAACACAUUUAUUGAUGACGUAUUUGCGUUCAUAAUCACCAUGCCGACCGCUCAUAGACUGGCGUGUUUCAGAGAUGACAUUGUCUUCGUAAUAUAUUUAUACCAGCGAUGGUUGUAUCCAGUUGAUGUUAAGCGGGCGAAUGAGUUUGGAGUUUCUUAUGAGGACGAGAAAGAAGUCAAAGAACACAAGGACUAAAUUUCAAGCGAAAUGUCGCUUGGAGAACCAAUGGGAAUAAAGUUUUUCAUAAUAGCCAAUGGUAAAUCUUCACUGUCACCUUCUGGCUGCACACAGAAGCCAGUUUCUACGUGCUGCAAAUUUCCAUCAUUUGAAAUCUGAAACUUUGCAAGUUUAUCGCCACAAACUUCAGUUGGUAACACUAACUUUGUUCCAGAGUUGGUUUGUUCACCUUCCGGAUAUAAACAUCGUCCAUUCGCAAAUUUCAAUGCGAACUGUUGACCACCAGGGAAUCCCCCGCCGCCACCAGCAAUACUGUCACCACCACCACCGAUGCCGUGACCACCAGCCAUGCCUC